Paecilomyces variotii is the source of this 1814-nucleotide messenger RNA. Its product is annotated as t-SNARE. Gene Ontology annotation, biological process: vesicle fusion; vesicle-mediated transport; intracellular protein transport. The transcript is spliced from 4 exons. Gene Ontology annotation, molecular function: SNARE binding; SNAP receptor activity. Bases 338 to 1501 code for a protein of 387 amino acids. NCBI's taxonomy places the organism in Eukaryota, Fungi, Ascomycota, Eurotiomycetes, Eurotiales, Thermoascaceae. Gene Ontology annotation, cellular component: membrane; SNARE complex; endomembrane system. The record is from RefSeq and is a predicted model, not a curated record.
UCCAGGAUCACGGAUAGCCAAGUCGCCCUAACCAAAAGCGGAUGACGACCAAGUUGCCCCGGGUUCAAGAGCUGGACUUCACAUGGCGCGGACCGGAGAUUGACUGAUUGAUACAAUACUUUGUCGAUACACACAGGAACUGGUUCUGUGGCUGGCAGGAUUGUUGACUGUCUCUUCCUGAUUAAUUACAAAAAGGAGAAAACAUAACCUAAUACACCGUGAUCCUCUAAUCCGGGAUCUGGAUUACGUCGAUGAUGAUACGGUGAUUGCGGAGCCGAGCUAGCAUUCACGAACGCUUGCCGUAUACCCUCCUCUUCCUUGUCGCAUCACAAUCACAAUGUGGCGGGACCGCACAAACCUCUACAUAUCGUAUCGCCAGUCAUUUGCGCAUCACCCGACAAAGAAGCCACGUUUUCUGGGACCUCCCAAUGGCUUCGACGACAGAGCGUCUAUAUCGGAGGAGAGGCGCGGGCUGAUCUCUAGUGGUAUCGAAGAUGACGGCGAUGCAAUUAUCGAGAUGGACCUCCUGCCGCCGCGCUGGAUCGAUGUGCAGGAUGAGGUCACGGAGCUGUUGGCCGAUAUCGCGCAGAAGUCUGCGCGACUAGAUAAACUGCACCAGAAGCAUCUAUUACCAGGUUUCGGGGAUGAGGAAGCUCGGAAGGAGGAAGAGAGCGUCAUUGAGCAGUUGACGCAGGACAUCACGCGCGGGUUUCACGAAUGCCAGAAGGCCGUACAGCGGAUCGAGAGGAUGGUUCAGGAAGCGAGGCAGCAGGGAGGGGUGAGCAAGGGCGAUGAAACAAUGGCCAAGAAUAUCCAAAUCUCUCUGGCAGCAAGAGUUCAAGAAGCUAGUGCAGGAUUCAGAAAGAAACAGAGCACGUACUUGAAGAAGCUGCGAGGGCUGGAAGGAAUGGCUGCUCCCUUCGAGCGGGCCCCGACACCGAUACAGAAUCCAUAUACAGACCCGUCACUGAUGGAGUCUGAUGCGGACAAGUCCUUUUCGCAAUCCACUCUUCAGCAAACGUCGCAGAAGCUUGUGGGAGGACAAAAUGAUGCCGUCAUAGCUCAGAGAGAACGCGAAAUUAACGAUAUUGCGAAAGGCAUCAUCGAGCUUUCGGAUAUAUUCCGUGAACUACAGACCAUGAUCAUCGACCAAGGCACCAUGCUUGAUCGAAUAGACUAUAAUGUCGAGAGGAUGGGCACAGAAGUAAAGGCAGCGGACAAGGAACUCAAAGUGGCAACGAACUAUCAACGCCGCACCACAAAACGCAAAAUCCUACUCCUCCUUGUGCUCCUCGUAGUAGGCAUGUUCAUCCUCCUACUCGUCAAACCAAAACGACACGACUCCCCCGCACCGUCUCCGCCUGCUUCUGAAAAUCCGCAAUUGUCACGUCGAACCCUUCUAGCCUUCGACUCAGGGAAAACAAUUCAUCAUUGGAAACGACACCCUUCCAUGAACCGACUCCUGAGAGACGUAUGGAGUGACCCAGAUAUACGUUUCUAAUGAGAGCCUGUUUUCUUGUCACUACCACUAUUACUCUUGCACCUACUUCUAGUUAUUAUGGUGCAUGUUUCCACUGGGCCUGGUCUGCUUGCUUUUAGCCCUAUGUCAUGUUCCUAAAGUCAAACAUGCGGGACUCCAGCUUGCAUUGUUUGGUUUGAUAGUUUAUAAUUUCAAUGUUAAAGAUACCUUUCGAAUAGUGUAUCAUGGUUAAGUCUUAUAAACUUUCCUCAAGUCUUUAGGGGGAUAAAAGGAGGGCUAGGGCCUAAUCGAUAUCACUUCCAGAUCCAUCUGCUAAGAAAUAUACCUACCAAUA